CUCCCCAAUUUUCCUACCGACAAAGAUGGUCUUAAUAAUGGCAGCCAUAUUUACCGAACACCACUUCCCCUUCCUUUCCUUUUGUUUUGUUUUGUUUAUUUUUCGAGUGAGAAGGGAUCAGAAAAAUGGCUUACAAUCUUCAAUCACUCAUCACCAUCCUCGAACGAACUCUGGAUCCCCAACAAACACGCUGGAUUCUUGGACCUGAGAAACCACAACUCCAAUCCCUCCUCGAAAAAGCUUCUUACCUGCAGCAGCAGAUUCUCCAAAAAACUCCACUACUCACCAAAUUACCAAGCUUGGAGUUCCAAAUCAGAGACGUAGCAAAUGAAGCAGAAGAUAUCGUUGAAUCUCACAUGGUUGAACGAAUGCUCUCGAUGCCUGAAGGCGUGAACUUCACUCCGCUAACACCAGAUGUGCUGCUUGUGACACAAAAACUUGAUUAUGUGAUCGAACAAGUGAAGCUCGUGGAGGUAGAGAGAAACAAGAAGCCGACUGGCAGCUCAUGGAGUGGUGAUGGUGCUUCUUUCUCGAGUUCGAAGAGCGUCGUGGUGGGAGUUGAUGAAGAUCUGAUGCAGCUGAAGGAUCGGCUGAUCGGGAUGCAGAGCAAGCUGGAGAUCCUGCCCAUCGUGGGUAUGGGUGGUAUAGGUAAAACCACUCUUGCUCGAACACUUUAUCAAGAUCCACUCAUUGUUGAGCACUUUAGUCAUCUUGCUUGGACCACAGUUUCGCAAGAUUACAAUAUGCGCUCAAAUCUAUUAAGCCUUCUUCGUUGCAUAACUGGAUCAGACUAUGAACAUAAGGGAGAUGGUGAGUUAAAAGAUAACUUGUAUAGGAGCUUGUAUGGUAGAAGAUACAUGAUUGUAUUAGAUGAUAUUUGGAGCAUCACAUUUUGGGAUGAAAUAAGGAUGUACUUCCCGGACAACAAUAACGGGAGUCGGAUUGUGAUCACCACUAGGGAAUCGGAUGUCGCCAAAUACGCAGACUCCAAGAGUCAGCAUCAUAAGGUGAAGUUGCUGAGCGAGUCUCAAAGUUGGGAUCUUCUUAGCCAAAUUGUGUUUGGAGAAGAGGAUUGCCCUCAUGAGUUACAAGGGAUAGGGAAGAAGAUUUCGAGUGAUUGCGGUGGGCUUCCUCUGGCUGUCAAUGUGAUUGGAGGGCUGUUGUCAAAGGUGGAAAGAUUGAAAGAUGUUUAGGAGAAUAUUGGGAACGACGUAAGAGCUGCAAUUGCUGAAUCGGACAAGCAGUUCUCCAAUAUACUAUCCUUAAGUUAUAACCAUUUGCCGCUUCACUUGAAACCAUGUUUCCUCUAUAUGGCAGGAUUCCCCGAAGAUUAUGAGAUGAAGGCCUCAGGGCUCAUAAGGAUGUGGGUAGCAGAAGGAUUUGUGAAAUCGAAUGGGAAUAAAAGUUUGGAAGAUGAGGCAGAGGAUUAUUUAAAGUCCCUUGUAGAAAGGAAUGUAGUUUCUGUUAGACUUUGUAAUUGGUAUGAAAAAGCAAAGAGGUACAACAUGCAUGAUCUUUUGAGAGAUUUAUGCAUUGGGAAAGCUGAUGAUGAGAAGUUUCUACAUCUCAAGAAUACUCCUAAGGUCAGAUUCUUUAACCAGCUGCGCCGUGUGAGUAUUCACACAUCAUAUGUAUUGGAAGAUAUUGAUGAGUAUGCUUCUUCAUCAGAGAUGUCACUUGUUCGAUCAUUUCUGCUUGUGAUCAAGUUGGAUAGAAAUCUAUCUCCCAUGGUUUUCACAUUAAGAUUGCUUAGGGUGUUGGAUUUAUUGGAAAAUUAUAUUAAUGAGUUCCCAGAAGAAAUAUUACAACUUGUGAACUUACGCUACUUAUCUAUGAAUUGCAAGUCAUUGCCAAGAAGUGGAAUAUCAAGAUUGUGUAAUUUGCAAACAUUGAUUGCUAGGCUAUCCUUCUAUAGCUAUUGCCCAGCUGACUUGUGGGAGAUGUCUGAGUUAAGACAUCUCAUCAUGUUGGGUGUAUAUCUCAGGAUAGAAGAUGAUUACAUGAAAAAAAUUGUUCUGAAGAAGUUGCAGACGAUACGGGGUACUGACUAAGUCAGUCAGUGAUUAGAAGGGGUUUGUUGGAAAGCAUUCCAAAUAUAAAAAACUUGGAAAUCUUUUAUGAGGUUGAAGGCUCAUGGAUGAGUGAAGUAGUUGAUCUGAGUCAUCUUCACAAACUCCAAACGUUAUCCUGGAGUUCAAUGUUCAGGCAAUAUUUGCAUGGACUCAAAUUUCCAUCUACUCUUAGAAAAUUAAGUAUCUAUGGUUGUGUAAUAACUCCGGCAGUGACGAUGGCUCUGUGUGCACUACCGAAUCUGGAAGUGCUCAAGAUAGAGGGAUGUACCUUCAAAAGCAAUGAGACAGAAGAAGAAGAAGAAGAAGCAAAUGAAGAGUGGCAAAUAGCAGAAGGAGAUGAAUUCAGGUCAUUGCAGUUUCUACUACUCCAAGAAUGUUAUAGACUGGUGCGUUGGAGAGCUGAUGAAACUAACUUCCCUAGACUUCAACAUCUCAUUAUACGAGAUUGUGAUGCGCUAGAGGAAAUCCCUGCCGGCAUUGGAGAAAUCCCAACCCUCCAAUUAAUCCAGUUGGUAGAGUGUGGUGAUUCUGUGGUGGCCUCAGCGAAACAGAUUCAGGAGGAGCAGCAAUUUGAAUACGAGAACUACCAACUCCAACUUCGUAUCUCAUAAUUGACGCACUCUCAUCUCUCUCUGUCUCUCGAGCUCGAUUGCCGCUGCCGCCGCCCUCCAUCCGCGCUACAGGCCGCACCACUACCAUAUUUACCUGAACACCUCUUGCCAAUGGCGGCGAUGAAAGUAGUUGAGGCCAGUGCCGGUGCUCUCACUAAUUUCGAAGUGCUUGACCUUUUGAGAUCAAGAGGAGCUGGAAAGGAUGCGUCUUGAGCUAUUGCAACCGUAUCUCAAUCUGAGUUCAAGGUUUUUGAUUAUCUAGAGGGGACUGUUGCUUGCAAUCAAACAAGGGAAAAAUUAUUGAUAACUUUGUUGAAGUGUCAAAAAUUUGACCUGGCCAAGGCAGAGAUUCUUAACAUUGUGAAUAUAAGACCAGGAAAUGAACCUGAGUUUUUCCCGGUAAUCUCUGUCGUUUGUUGUUGUCAUCGAUUUCCUAUUCAUUGGUCUGCUUUUAAUCCUUGCUGUGUUGUUGAAUUGCCAUUUUGUACUUUGUUUUUUUCAGAUUGUUUGCAUUUUUUAGUUGAAAGAGCCAUCCACAUUGUGAAAUUUAUUGAUGUUGUCUGUCCA
Molecule: messenger RNA, 3250 nt
Organism: Salvia miltiorrhiza (redroot sage)
Lineage: Eukaryota; Viridiplantae; Streptophyta; Magnoliopsida; Lamiales; Lamiaceae
Product: putative late blight resistance protein homolog R1A-10
Exons: 5
Coding region: 126-1193 (355 amino acids)
Biological process (GO): defense response to other organism
Molecular function (GO): ADP binding
Source: RefSeq, a predicted model, not a curated record